AUGUCAACAACAGUUAUCAAUCUUUCGGGAAAAGUCGCUCUAAUAACGGGAGCAACAUCUGGUAUUGGAUAUUCAACAGCACAUCUUUUUCACCAGCUCGGCGCAACACUUGUUGUGACCGGAAGAAAUUCUGAGCGGUUGAAAACGCUCGAAGAACAGUUGCAAGAUGGAAAGAGUCAAGUUUUGGCCAUCACUGCAGAUCUUACGAAGGAAGAAGAAAUCCGGCGGCUCGCUAAAACGACUGUCGAUAAAUUUCACACCUUGGAUAUCUUGGUCAACAAUGCUGGUAUUAUUGGCAAAGGUACGAUUGAAGACACAACGUUGGAGCAAUAUGACCGAAUAAUGUCGACCAAUUUACGCUCAAUGUUUUACUUGACGCAACAGCUCAUUCCACAAUUGAUUGCAUCUAAAGGUUCUGUUGUAAAUGUAUCCAGUGUUAACGGGAUAAGAUCGUUCCCUGGUGUCUUGGCAUACAACAUAUCAAAAGCUGGCGUUGAUCAGUUUACGCGGUGUAUUGCGCUUGAAUUAGCACCAAAAGGUGUACGUGUCAAUUCAGUCAAUCCCGGUGUCACGAAAACAGAUCUUCACAGACGUAGUGGUAUGGAUGAAGCAGCUUAUGAAGCUUUUAUCAAGCAUUCCGAAAGUACUCAUGCGCUUGGUCGCGUGGGUAACCCAGAUGAAGUAGCAAAUGCAAUUGCAUUUCUGGCGAGCAGUGCAUCAUCAUUUAUCACCGGAGCAUCAAUUCCAGUUGAUGGUGGUCGUCACGCUAUGUGCCCACUAAAGCUAGGAUCGAUGACGCAAUAUACAGCGACAGAAAAUGAAAAUGAAGGAGAAUUUGUCGUAGUGAAUUCAUAUGAUGAUGCAGAGGAGAAUGAGUAUAUUAUUGCAAGUCGUUCGGAACCGGUAAUUUAUCCAGCAAGACGACAGCAUGAAAAUUCGAUUCGACGGAGUAAUCGCCGGUUGAUUGCCAACAAUCGCAAUAGUGACGAGCGAACCGACCCAAUUCCUGGAACUAUUACAAGAAGGAUUAUACCGCCGAGACGUUAUUCUCCAGGUCCAGCUGAUUACAGGACGUUAAAUAUGUCAUCCGUCGAGAAGAAGUCAUGCUUUGCUCCACAUCAUGCUGAGCAAAGUUCAAUGCCUAAGAACGUGACGAAAGAAAUAAUCAGCCACGAAGCUAUCACGCAGCAUAUAAUUGAACAGGAUAAUAACAUUGCUGAAAUGACUGAUGGUCCCGUGUUCCGUGCUAAGUUUAUCAAUACUAUUGCUGAUGUCCCACUUGCCAUAUUAAUGCGUAGUGGACCGUUAGGUAUGAAUGCAUGCGAUAGACCACCAAUAGUGCGACUUACAGGACGAUCAGCAUCUUUCUCAUUUAUCGUGGAUUUAACAACUUUUGACAUUACAGAUCUCAUUUAUGAUGGAUUAGAUGGUUGGAGUUCUCGUGGAUUGGUUUCUAAGUUUUUCUUCAACAAAGAUAAGGCAAAGUGUGCUCAGGGAAAGCAUGAAUAUACAAUUCUGCGGAAAGUUUUAAUCCAUCCUCAUACUGUUCCUUCAAGUUCUGUCCGAAAAGUGAUUUGGCAAGUGAUGAAAGGGAAUGAAUGUUGUAGGUAUGCAUUAAUUUCCUACAACAUCACUAAUGAUGCGGUGCUAGAUAGCCGUGCUUUUGUAUUGGAUCGUGAUAAAAUUGUUGAGACAGAAAGUACAGGUGUUGAAUCCUCAGGCGUGCAAGGAGUUGAUGGUAUAUCUGUGCAUGUUGGUAAUCAAAACGCCAAUACUUCUGAUGAUCUGAUGUGUGAAGGUGAAGAAGAUGGCGAUGAUAUUGAGUUUUACUUUGCUGGAGGAACGGAAAGUCUCAAGCGACAAAUGGAAGAAAUUCCGGAACUAGAUACAGAAGGACUCUGCAUGAUCACGGAUGCACCAGUAUUCAUGCAGAAAUUUGUCGGAACACUGGCGGAUGCACCAUUGGAAUUGCUGAUACAAGAAGAUGAAUUGGAUGCAUCGAUACCCGUAUGUACAUAUGUUCCUAAAAUCAAUCUUUAUGGAGCCGCAGCUUGUCUUAGUUUUUUAAUCGAUACGAAAUGUUUCCCUGUGUCAGAUAUCAGUUCGGAUAAUCUCGGUCAAUGGAACGCUAAAGAUGGACGUCGUAUGAGUGUUCGUAAGUUCUACUACCGAACAAAAAAUAAACCAGACGGAAUGGAGCAGGAAUAUUGCGUGGUUCGACGACGUUAUCUGCAUCCUCAUUGUAUUCCAAAUAAUUCAAUACGGAAAGUGAUUUGGUUGAUCAAAAAAGGUGAUGAAUAUUGCCGUUACUCAUUGGUUUCGUACUAUAUCGAAGCAGAUGCUCAUGUUAUGCAAAUACCUCAUGGUAAUUCGCGUACCAACCAGAAAAGCUAUAUUCGAACAUGUCCAAGUGAAGUAAAGAAACGUCCGUGCAACAUUAAGCAGGAAGAUGCGAUCCUUGCAGAUACGGCAAAUACCGCGGGGAGUCUUAUGUUGCAGGAACCGGAUUUUGAAGUGGGUAACGAGGUGGAUGUCGAAGCUGAUGAUGUUUCGGAGAGCUCCGAAGUAGACGUCGACGGUAACAGUCCUCAGGAAGUCUGCAGUCCUACUGUUCAGGACGUUCUCAUAUCCGACAGUGAAAUGAUCCACAGAAUAAGUUUGGUUACAACAAGUACACCAUUUAAUUGUGCAUAUAUCAAUGCCAUAACAGAAUUACCGCUUUCUUUACUUCGACGACCAGAAAUAACAAAUGAUGUUGCACCAGUAAACACUGCAGUACCUCAAAUUCGACUAAUUAGUCAAGCCGUACAGAUGUCGUUCAUUGUCGAUACUUCGCAGAUUCCAUAUGUGGAGUGGAAUUGGGAUGGAUUGGGUGCAUGGAACACGUCACGUGGCAACCGCGUCACUUUAAGUAAAUACUGUUAUGACACAAACGAUAGUAGAUGUGGUACUAAAGGAUAUGCCUAUUGCGUCAUUAAGAAGAAAUAUGUGCAUCCGUAUUCGGUACCACCCAGUGCUGUGCGGAAAGUUGUUUGGCUUAUCAAGGAAGUUGAUGGCAGCUAUAACAGAUAUAUGCUUGUGACAUACAAAAUCGAACGUGAUGCGGUUGUUACGAUUAAAAGAAUACAACAGCAGGUAGCAUCGGAACAGCGAAUGCAACGAACGUCUAUUCUUGCUGAUGAAACAAUUUAUGACCAAAACGAAAUAAAUCAUGAAAUUGCUCGCGUGACAAAAAGUCCAGUAUUCCUAAAGCAGUUUAUCAAUAAUGUUAAUGAUUUACCACUGGAUACCCUGCUCGAACAAGAUCAAAUUGAUCUUCCGGUAUGCGACGCGGUUCCACAUAUAGCAGUAUUACGUGAACCAACUGUUUAUCCACUACAGAUGACAUUUCUAAUUGAUACGGAAAAAGUAGCAAUAAGUGAUCUCAGCGUUGAUAAUCUAGGACAAUGGAAUACGACACAUGGUCGACGUAUGACCCUUCGCAAAUUUUAUUUUUCUCGUGAUAGGCAACGUUGUCUUGAAGGGGCUCAUUAUUUUACAGUUGUACGGAAAACUUAUGUUCAUCCAAACAGUAUACCUGAUGGAAUGGUUCGGAAAAUAAUAUGGCAAGCUUGCACUCCCGAAGGAUAUGCCAGGUACGCGUUAAUUUCGUAUGAUAUUGGUAUAAACACUGUGGUUGAGGCCAUACCUCACGGUAAUUCAAAACGCAAUACUGCCGUCUACCAACGCAAAGAACCAAGCUUGAUUGCUGAAAGAAAACGUGAAAAGAUAAAGCGAUUAAGCGAGAGAAGUUCCUUGGAACCAGAAGAUGCCUUUGUAGCCAUGAAGCAUGCUCGACUAGGUUCCUACGUUGCUGGUCCAUCAAGUGUCACCUUAUAUGAAGAUAGUAAUUAUGAAGAAGUUGAAGAUGCUUAUCCGUUAACACAUGAAGAAUUGAUGAGUCGUAUGGCACUUCCGAGUUUACGGCGCUUCACAAGACCCUAUCAUAAUGACGAACCGUUCAGUGUGGUCUUUCUAUUAGACCAGCAUGUAGGCAUUGUGCAAUGUGCGUCGUGUGGUGUUGAUUUUUCGCGGCAACCGCAACCUCCCGAAGAUUUGGUUUUGGAACAUGUAGAACGCUUCUGGAACCAACGAACUUGUACCUACUCUACUCAACAAAUGCAAAAGAAAUAUAUACACGCGCGUUUAGAAUGUGUUUUAGCUCGAUAUGAAUAUUUCACAACAUUGGAUUUCCUUGUGAUAUCUCAUGAUGUUCGAAUGCGCUUAACUAAUAUUCAUCAACAGCAUUUGAGUAUUGAAUUUGGUUGUUCAUUUGAAUAA
This is a messenger RNA of Brugia malayi, 4320 nucleotides long. Its product is annotated as oxidoreductase, short chain dehydrogenase/reductase family protein. The transcript is spliced from 30 exons. Gene Ontology annotation, molecular function: oxidoreductase activity. The record is from RefSeq and is a predicted model, not a curated record. Lineage: Eukaryota; Metazoa; Nematoda; Chromadorea; Rhabditida; Onchocercidae. The coding region runs from base 1 to 4320 and encodes 1439 amino acids.